Molecule: messenger RNA, 3829 nt
Organism: Dreissena polymorpha
Lineage: Eukaryota; Metazoa; Mollusca; Bivalvia; Myida; Dreissenidae
Product: tyrosine-protein kinase Fer-like
Exons: 7
Coding region: 334-1854 (506 amino acids)
Biological process (GO): protein phosphorylation
Molecular function (GO): ATP binding; protein tyrosine kinase activity
Source: RefSeq, a predicted model, not a curated record
UUCUGCUUUUCCUUUUUGUAGGUGAUGACUGCAACGUCUUCCAAUGAGUGUGGGUUUUGCUUUUAGGAACCUGUGUUCGGAUUAUUCGAAAAUUGGAAUGUAUUGCUUGGUGAAAGCUAUUUUGCAUUGCAUAAGAAUGCUCCUGGCCACAUAACAUUUCAGCUGGGGAGAGCACAAACAGGUUAUCCAUUGAAUUAACAAACAUAAAUUUACGAACACUGUCCCUGUCUUACAACAGAAAUACAAUUGUUUUAUUGCGAAAGAAAUGAUGUCGCUAUCUGCAGGUGAUGCAUAUGAUCUGACCACAUUUCUUGUAUAAAUAAAAUUAUUGAUAUGGAAGAAAUACAAGUUGAUGCCGUUGAAUGGCUUUCAACGCUUAGACUCUUAGAAGAUGAAGUCUGCGCAACAGAACAUCAGAUAGAGGAGAAUAUGGAAUCUAACAACAUAUAUAAAAAAGCAUACAUGCUUUCUGUUGAAGCAUUCAGAACGGAUAUCAUAACUCGACUUGACGAGUUGGUGGAUAAAGCGAUAAUUGCGGGUAAAGACAAGUACACGGAAAACGAUGAUACCCUAAAUAAACUAUUAAACAAAUGUAAGGAUAAUAAAGAUACCAUUCUCAAAAAGAAACAUAUUAUAAAGGACUUGUCGCAAAAAAAGCAGCAUCCUGAGUUGAACAUUAUAUCGAAAACACUGAAGAAUGAAUUGCAGGGCAUAACUGCUUUAAUUAGACAAUAUUCUUUCGAAAACCGUAUUGUAAAAUUCAGCUUUGAAAACAAUUCUGAGCUUCAUGCGUUUCUUCUGAAAGAAACCCAAGACAUCGGCACGCUUCAAGAAAUAUGCGAAGAAAGUGAUGAAGUGGUCGAUGAUGAAGUAGUCGAUGAUGAAGGGGCCGAUGAUGAAGCGGCCGAUGAUACGCCUCAUUCAUCGAAAGUUGCCUUAAUGAAGUCAAAGGCGCCUCGUCCACUUCCAAGAAAAAGUGUUCUUAAACAAUCAAGAACCAUACUAAGCAACCAAAUGGAAGCAUGUGGGCUCAACAACGACGAUAUUCUACUUGAAACCCGAAUUUGCAAAAUACACAAUUCAGAGGGUUGUUUUGAACUUUAUCGGGGCGUGCUUAGGCCAUCAGGAAGAUACGUCACAAUUAAAACUUGCUUAGACACUAUGUCAAAAGAACAGGAAAAUUCGCUUGUGAGAGAGGGACAACUUAUCAUGCAAUUCGACCACCCAAACAUCGUGAAGUUUAUUGGUAUUGCUGAACAAAGAAAACCUUGUAUGCUGAUAAUGGAGAACUUUUCAGGUGGCAUCCUAUUGACACACCUUCAAACAGACGGAGAGAACAUGACACCUGUACAGAAAGCAAAAAUGUGUCUUGACGUUGCCAACGGCAUGAUGUACCUUUCAGAGAGAAAAUGUAUUCACAGGGACAUCGCAGCGAGAAACUGUCUGCUUUAUGAUAAGAAUAUCGUUAAGAUCUCCGAGUUUGGAAGCUCGAAAGUGGGGGACGAGUACAAACCAGAAGAAUUGGUGUUUAUCCCUGUUAAAUGGACCGCACCAGAGGUCUUUGAUAACGAAAAGUACACGACAAUGUGCGAUGUCUGGAGCUACGGUGUUAUGAUGUGGGAGAUCUUUUCGAAUGGUCUAACGCCGUAUCCUGGAAUGACGCUCGCUGAAUGUCAAGUAAAAGUAAUAAAAGGAUUCAGGAUGCCAACACCACAAAACACACCACAAGGUAUACAUAAACUGAUGCAAAGGUGUUGGGACGCCAACCCAUUGACAAGAAUAUCCUUUAAAGAAAUGUAUACAUGUCUUGAAACUGUUGUUGGAUCUCCAUCGCAGAACGAGCUCUUGAAUUAACGUAUGACCAUGCGGAUUUUUAGGGAGGUGUAGAGUUGUGAGAUAUAAUAUCACGGGCUCUAAAUAUCGAAAAUUGUAGGAAAGGUCAGGUAGUCUUCUAAGAAUAUCAGGUGUUAGCAGAACAGUUAAACAACUAUGUUACAGUUUGCAACUACUAUCAAUGAUUAAAAUGUCGAAAGUGUUUUCAUGCGGAUGGUUUUUGUAAAACAUAUAGAAGGUGUAUGCAAAACACGUCAUAAGUAAAUAUAUUUUAAACAUACGCAUUAGGUAUUUUAAUCACAUAAACGCUGUACAUGUAUUUCAAACAUGUAUAUACAUGUAUUUCAAUCAUGUAUAUACUUGUACAUAUGACAAUGACAAGUAUAUAAAGAAAGUCAAACAAGAACGAAUUUACUAUAUCACAUAUUAUAAUAUUCAAACAUUUAUUUGAAACAUGUAAUAAAAUAUCCUUGAAAAACAAUGAUUGAUUUACAUAUUUACAUAUGUUAGUUAUCAAAACUAAUAACACAUGUAGUCCUUUUUUGUUCAUGCACACUGAAAUGAGCAACACUUUCGCGUCUGGAAGAGGUUCGGAAAGCGAACGUUGCUUUUGUUUUGAUGUACAUUUCUUAAAAAAGUAUUGUUCGUAUGGACGUGUUUCUAAGUUUAAUAAGCCUCAUUUUCACUGGUCAGUAUUUUUGAAAUAUAAGUAGUAAGCCUUUUGAAAGAUGUCGGUUUUCCAAGCGUUGUUAUUAGCAUUUGAUUUCAUGUCUUCGACAUUUUUUUGAAAAUAUUGUAUUUAUUAUUUUUAUUUAUUUAACAUUAGUAAGUACUAUAUUUUUUAAACACCGUCAGACAACAUAGAAAAAGGUAAUACUAUGGAUCAAUAUGUUAUAUAAAACAAAUAGUUAUGCACAACUGCAAACGUAAAAACAAUUAUAGUUAUUGUUCUUUGUUUUUUUAUUGUAUUUAAGCACUUAAAUUAAUGUAAUUAUAUGAAACAAUGAAACACGAAUUAGUGCUUAUUGUUUCCUAAUCAAUGUCUAUCUUGUUAUGCAUAGUUUAAUGUUACGAAAGCGCUUCAAGCAUGUUGUUCAAGCGAAAGUUAUUGCAACGUUUACAACAGAAGUAUCACACAGCUUUAACAUUUACAGAAAUUAAACGAUUUAUAAUAACCAAAUCGUUGGCAUUGUGUUUGUAUUAUUAUCACCUUCUUCAAUCUGCAUUUAAUACAUGAAUUAUGUUUUGAAACAUUUUGUUAUUGAGCUAAUUGAAAGGUGAAUGGUGAGAUAAUGAAAUACAUGUUCGUUAAGAUGUCGCUGAUGUCUGUAUUGUGAUUUAGCAUUUCUAGCAAUAUCCAGAGUUUUGCGUUACGGUCUUAGAGAUGGUUUAUGUGAAUAAUGAUGCUUGUUUUUUUAUUGAUUUUCUCUUGCUUUGCAUAACUUAAAGCUUAUAGUAUAUUUGAUUGGUAUUUUUAGAGCGUUUAAUAAAUAUAGUUUCAUAUAAAGACUGCUGUGUUUCUGUAUGCAUUGUUGUAAAUGAUAAUGUAUUUACUAUUUGUAUGCCUCUCAACAUCACUCUGGUCUUUCGAAAUACUUAGACAGGUUCAAUAGUAAUAAAAAAAAAGUUUGACAAUAAUUUGCUCGCUGUAUAUUUACUUUCUCAGAAACGUUUCGUAGUUAAAAAAUAGUUGGAUUAAUAUAGUACAUGUAUUAUCUAUAUUUCAAUUAUAUACGCACAAAACGCAUACACAUCGUAAUGCUACACAGAAUGCAGCUUUUUGUCGUUUAACAUUUGGAAUUUGAUUAAAAUUUAUGAUCAACCAUCGCACAGGUGGAAGUGACGUACCCUGGAUAGUAUAUGGGCCCAGGAGCCCAGUAUAUUCAAAUAAAUAUAUAAAAUCAUGUUUAAUGAGAGAAAAAAUGACAAAGAGCCAUGAAAAAUCCCCACCCUCUGGUAUUGGACUAAUAACAAGGUCAUUUACUAUAAUUUAUCA